Messenger RNA from Brassica oleracea var. oleracea, 603 nucleotides. Its product is annotated as protein IDA-LIKE 3-like. Bases 96 to 404 code for a protein of 102 amino acids. The record is from RefSeq and is a predicted model, not a curated record. Gene Ontology annotation, biological process: floral organ abscission. The transcript has a single exon. NCBI's taxonomy places the organism in Eukaryota, Viridiplantae, Streptophyta, Magnoliopsida, Brassicales, Brassicaceae.
AAACCCCUUCAAACAAACAAAAUAUUUUCCCACUCUCUCUCUCUCUCUCGCGCUCACUUUCUCUCAUCGUCUCCUCCAAUCUUUAAUUCUUCAAAAUGUCUUCUCGAAAUCGCAGAUCAAGAACCAACCAACUCAGGAGAACAAUCCUUAUACUCGGUCUUCUUCUUGUUAUUUUGAGUUGCUGCAAUGGAGCUAGAACUACGAACAUGUUCUACACGAGUUCACCACCCAAACAACCCGACAUAGUUUCACCACCUCAUCAUCACCAUCAUCAAGUAGAAGAUCACAAAAACGUACAGUUUUUGGGGUUCUUGCCACGUCAGUUUCCGGUUCCAGCUUCUGGUCCUUCAAGAAAACACAAUGACAUCGGUUUAAGUAGUACUACUAGGACUCCUUCUCCUUGAUGUUCAAAAGAUUUUAUUAAUCAUUCUCCCUUUUUAUUUCUGUAAGUUUUCUGGUUUAAUUUUGGUCUAAACUGAUGUAAAUAGAAUAUUAAUUUGAUUUAUUUCUGGGAAAUGCUGUGGGAAGAUUAUCUUUUUUUUUUGUUUUUAAUAUUGGAGUUUGUUAGAUCCAUUGAAUUAUUGCACGUACGUAAGUGUAAAG